GAGGGAGCGACCGGCGCGGCCCGAGCGGCACCGGCACCGGCCGCCGACCCAGCCCAGCCCAGCGCGGCCCCGCGGGGCCCCGAUGAUGCCGGGCGCGCGGGCGGCGGAGCAGCAGCAGCAGCGCCCGGGCGUGCGGCGGCCGCUGCCGCCCCAGUGACGGCCCCGCCAUGUCGGUGAUGGUGGCGAGGAAGAAGGUGGUUCGGAAAUGGGAAAAGCUGCCGGGCAGGAACACCUUCUGCUGCGACGGCCGCAUCAUGAUGGCCCGGCAGAAGGGCAUCUUCUACCUGACGCUCUUCCUCAUCCUCGGCACCUGCGCCCUCUUCUUCGCCUUCGAGUGCAGGUACCUGGCUGUGCAGCUGUCCCCAGCCAUCCCCGUGUUUGCAGCAGUUCUCUUCCUGUUUGCCAUGGCCACGCUGCUGCGGACGAGCUUCAGCGACCCCGGCGUGAUCCCCAGGGCUCUGCCCGACGAGGCAGCCUUCAUUGAGAUGGAGAUUGAGGCCACCAACGGGACCGUGCCGCAGGGUCAGCGCCCGCCCCCGCGCAUCAAGAACUUCCAGAUCAACAACCAGAUCGUGAAGCUCAAGUACUGCUACACGUGUAAGAUCUUCCGGCCGCCCCGUGCCUCGCACUGCAGCAUCUGUGACAACUGCGUGGAGCGCUUUGACCAUCACUGUCCCUGGGUGGGCAACUGUGUGGGGAAGAGGAACUACCGCUACUUCUACCUCUUCAUCCUCUCGCUCUCCCUCCUCACCAUCUACAUCUUCACCUUCAACAUCGUCUACGUAGCACUGAAAUCUCUGAAGAUUGGGUUUCUGAACACGUUGAAGGAAACCCCAGGGACUGUGCUGGAGGUGCUCAUCUGUUUCUUCACGCUGUGGUCGGUGGUGGGGCUAACUGGGUUCCACACCUUCCUGGUGGCACUGAAUCAGACAACCAACGAAGACAUUAAGGGGUCCUGGACUGGGAAGAACCGCGUGCAGAAUCCCUACAGCCAUGGUAACAUAGUGAAGAACUGCUGCGAGGUGCUCUGCGGGCCCCUGCCUCCCAGUGUCCUGGACAGACGGGGCAUCCUGCAGCAGGAGGAGAGCACAGCUCAGGAGGGGUCAUGCCCGCGGGCACCUGGCACACAGGAGCCCCCAGCCACGCAGGGCCCUGGGCAGGCCCAGGAGGGUGGCACGAAGCAUCAGGAUGGCCGCAUUGCUCCCCCCAGUGCCGUCCCUGUGCUGUCCAUGAGUGACACCGAGAUGCCGGAGAAGCAGCAAACGCCCGGGGAGCUCCCGGUGCCCUCCCCGGACGCUGGGCGAGCGGAGCACUAGCAUCUGCUUGGAAGGGAGAACUUUGUUGUUUUGUCUAAUCAAAGCUGGAAGUGUUGGAGGAGAGGAGAAGGGCUGGAUGGCAGGCACCUGAUUCCCCAUGGCCAUUUUGCUUUAGUCAUUACUCACCAGUGGCACGGGACAGCGAGCGCGGGUGGCACGUACUGGUCACCAUGAGGCACUGCCACCACCGAGGCAGCUCUGCCUGGGGCCCAGCCUCUGGCUCUGCUGUUCUGGAUGCUCCAUCCCGGCUCAGGGCUGGGGCUGUCCCUCUGGCAGGGCGAGGCUGUUAGGGCCGGCCUGCUCCCUCCUGCUGAGGAAUCCCCAGGGAAGGGGAAAGCAAUGGUGGCAGCAGUGUCCUCUCUCCCCUCCUCCCUCCUUCCUCUAAUCCGUCGCGUUGUUUUGUGGUUGGCGUGGCAAGGCUUGUCAGGAGACAUUUUGGUGGCCCAAGGACCCAAACAAGGGGGAAGGAGUUCUGCUGGCAGCAGUUUUUAAGUAGCUUUCUUCCCCUGCUCCUUUCCAUGUGAUGUAACAAGGCAGCAGCUCUGAAGGGACCCUCCUUCCCACCCUGGGCUUUGAGGGAGGGACAGGGCAGCCAGGGUGGACUGAGCUGCAGGGAAGGUCUGUCUGUGCCACUGGCCCCUGGCUGCUGCUGGGGCUGUGUCUGCUGCUGGGUGUCUGCACUGAACCCUCCCCAGCUGUGGCGCAGCAGCUGUGCAGAACCUCAGUCCCAAUUCUGUGUUGUGUCAUUGCAUCCCCGUGUCCAGCCCUGGCCUUUUUCUGCUGUUCUCAGCCGUCCUGGACUGGCUUUGGGAGCUUUGCAUCUUCUCAGGAUUGUGCCAGCUACCCAGGGCUGGGCUGUGUGGUGUGGGUCACUUGUGUGUGUCCUCAACAGAGGAGGAGAGGCUGUGGGAGAGCUCUGUGCCAUGGCAGGGCUCCCCCAGCUCCACAGGACCCUCACACCUCUGGGAUCCCCGCAGAGGUGGCUGGUGGGGGACAGCCCGUUCCGUGUCCUGGCAGCUCCACAUCCCCAGUACUGGGCACUCCCGUUCCUCCCCGCGGGUGUGUGCUGGCUGCUGGGGGUGUCCUGCCUGCCCCGUCCCGUGUGUGUGUCCGUGUUGCUCCUGCCUGGCAGUGGGAAAUGCCUGGUGCUCCGUCCCUGGCUCCUCGUGCCAGCCUGCUCUCCCCAGCCGGGAUCCUGCUCCCUCUGGAGCCUGGCCCGUUCCUCCCACCUCGCUCCUUGCCCUCGGGCUGUGGCUGGCAGCGAGGGGUGUGGUGUGAACGGGGCACUGGCACUGCCUCCUCUCCCGGGUGAGAGGGCAGAGCUGCCCCAGCUGCUCCCAGUUGGAAUGUGGCAGGGAAGGAGCCCCGGCCAUGGCCCUACAGCCAGCCCAGCUCAGCCCCAGCCCGUUCCAUCCUCCGGGGACAGGCCCUGUGCCCCUCCCCGUGAGAGUCGCCCCAACAGGCUACUGACCAAAUCUCCAGUUGGGUGCAAAACUGUAUUUUUUGGUUCUGCUGCUCCCUGUUCCAUGAGCUGUUGUGGACUGCUGCCUGCCAGGACCUGCCUGCAUGGGUCAGGGUCUCCAGAAGGAAGGAAGGGGUUGGGUGAGGAUUGGGUGUUCUUUAUUUUUUUUCUUAUUAUUAUUUUUUUUUAAUUUUAAAACAAUGAAGGAAACUUAAUUUGUUUGAAAAUGGCUGAGCUGUAGCCCCUGCAUGUCUGUGCUGCCCCAAGCCAGCUGCCUCUUCCCCCUUCCCUGUGUGUUUCCAGGACUCUCCAUCUCGCACUUCCAGGGUGUCUUAGCUGUGUUAUUUGCAUCUUGCUGUCCCCCAUGGCAGGUGAGGGGGGUCUCUGUGUGUCCAUGCUGAGAAGUCACAGUGUCCUGGGCAGGCUUCCAUCCCAAGCUCCCCUCCUGAGCUUGCUGGCAAACCUGGCAAAAAGCAGCCAAUGCCUGUGGUGUCUUGGCAGCGAGCGCGGUGCCCCGGGGUGCCCAGAGUCCCUCUGGGGCAGUGGUGCCAGGCAGUGCCAUGCAAAAUGUCCUGGGUCACCUUGUGCCCACCCGGCAUCUGGCUCUGGUGCAGGAGCCAAGCCAGGCCCCAAGGUGCCACCACUUGGGUCCCCUGUCCCCUCCCAGCAGCCCUCCCUUCCAGUCCAGCCCC
Cinclus cinclus is the source of this 3470-nucleotide messenger RNA. It is a transcript of the gene ZDHHC9, whose product is annotated as zinc finger DHHC-type palmitoyltransferase 9. The transcript has 10 exons. NCBI's taxonomy places the organism in Eukaryota, Metazoa, Chordata, Aves, Passeriformes, Cinclidae. Gene Ontology annotation, cellular component: Golgi apparatus; endoplasmic reticulum. Gene Ontology annotation, molecular function: protein-cysteine S-palmitoyltransferase activity. Bases 168 to 1316 code for a protein of 382 amino acids. Gene Ontology annotation, biological process: protein targeting to membrane; peptidyl-L-cysteine S-palmitoylation. The record is from RefSeq and is a predicted model, not a curated record.